This is a messenger RNA of Cynoglossus semilaevis (tongue sole), 2597 nucleotides long. RefSeq names its product transmembrane protein 108 (gene tmem108). The record is from RefSeq and is a predicted model, not a curated record. Bases 765 to 2201 code for a protein of 478 amino acids. NCBI's taxonomy places the organism in Eukaryota, Metazoa, Chordata, Actinopteri, Pleuronectiformes, Cynoglossidae. Gene Ontology annotation, cellular component: early endosome; axon; endosome membrane. Gene Ontology annotation, biological process: dendrite extension; retrograde axonal transport; postsynaptic density organization. The transcript is spliced from 6 exons.
AUUUUAAAUGACAAAAAGUCACAUUAAGGACCAAUCGAAUUAUUCCACACUUGUCUCAGAGAAACACCAGCUUCACCCACGAGACUGGCGCUCAGAGAGAGGAGGAGUGAGGAGCAGAGGGAGGAAAGUCUGCAGCAGUCCUCAUUAAAAUUCUCUGUCCGUACACUCCCUCCUCCCUCCCUCCCUCACCCACCACCACUCAACCUUUGGUGGGUGGCACCACGGGCGUCCUGCGCGCUUCCUAAUUGCUAACCAGGCAUUAACGAGCGCUCACCGAGCAGCGUGGCCGCGGAUCGAGGCUCCGUCACAGAGUUUCCUUCACAGACACCUGCUCCUCCUCCUCCUCCUCCUCCUGAUACUGACCACACCGGGGGCUACAAGAGAAGGAUCGGGGGGGAGGUGAGUCCCGGAGGUCCAGCAAAGGGUGGCGCCCGUGCGCAUCUCUCCUCCAGCCUGGACACACUGUUGGUCCACACUCACCGACUGCUCCUCCUCCUCCUGGUUGUUCUGCUCCUGCUCCUCCUCCUUCUGGUUCCUCCGCUCCUCCUGCUCCUGCUGAGGCUUCAGUGGAUCUCGCACCGUGGUUGGAAGUGGUCACAUUUCCCCUUGAGGAGUGGCGACAUGUGGGUCCGGGUGGUGUGAGGACUGACGGACGAUCUCAGGUUCCGUUCCUGUCGGACACGCAGAGGACCCGACGUUACAACGCACCUUGUGGAGUAGAGAGCCAUGAGCACUGUGGAGGAGGAGCCGGAUCACAUGAUACCAUGAAGACGAGCCUGCAGGUCCUGCGCUGCCAGCUGCUGAAUGUUCUAGCAUUCCUUGCACUGCCAGUGGCACUGGUGUCGUCAGCACAGGAUCCCAAACUCAGUCACACAUCCCAGGACUCUGUCUCCAUGGCAGCUGCCCAAAACAACCCCCCAUCUCUCACUAAAAUGAACUGGCAUCACGAAGGGUCCACCAGUGGGGAGUGGACGUAUGAAGGAGGUGCUGAACCCACAAACGUCACCCCCCGCACUGCCGUUUUCCCUCCUUCAGCCUGGCUUCACACUGCCCACGUCUCCAGCCGGGUUCAAGAAGACCGUCUGGGUCAUGACACAAACACUGUCACAGCCAACACUGAAGGUUGGGCUGACCAGCUGCACCAGUCCAGUUCUGUUGGUGUAAACCCAGGCCAUGUGGAGACGGUGGUCAGGCUCCCUGCAGCGAUCCCUCACCAGACCAGCAGCAGCAGCAGCAGCAGCAGCAGCACAGUGGAUCCAAGGAUGAACAUCCAAUCAUCUGCCUUCCAGGACCUCAGCCAGCAGCUUGGCGACCGUGCACGUGGCCUGAGACUCAGGGAGCACGCCCGGGGUGUUCAUCAAAAGGUGGCGCCGUCACACCACCACAGCAUCACCCAGCGGGAAGUGCAUGCAGCGGAGGAACCCCCCACAGAUGAGCUGUUACUCACUGCAGGGUCAAGUUCUACUCCUUCACUCAAGACACCGGAGGGGAGUCAGACGCCCCCUGUGUCCACCCCGGUCACGUCCACUGAGCCGAGCCUCACAUCCCUGAAUUCCACAGUUGUUCCAGACAACCACACCGCGGCCAACGAGACCACCGCGGAGGGCGACCGCGGUCAGGUUAUCUUAGCCAAUGCUACAGACAGUCCCAGUCUCGGACGGUGGAUGGUGAACGUAACUACACAAAGUGGGCUGUCGUCAAACGGCAGCACGGUGGAGGUCUCCACCAAGGGGAACAUGACCGAAGCACCUUACACUGCCAGCAAGAACUUCUCAAACAGACAGGUGCCUCCAACCACCCAGGACCCCUGGACCUACAACAACAGUUCGGACCCCACCAUCAACUCCCCGCCCGCCCGUGUCAUGAUCUGCUUGAGCAGGAUGGAGAUUGUGUGGAUUGUCCUCGCCAUCAGUGUGUUUGUGUCCUCGUGCUCUGUGCUGUUGACUGUGUGCUGCAUGAGGAGGAAGAAGAAGUCGUCGAGUCAGGAGAACAACCUCAGCUACUGGAACAACGCCAUCACCAUGGACUACUUCAGCCGACACGCCGUGGAGCUGCCCCGAGAAAUACAUACGCUGGAGAGCGAGGACCAUGACACCUGUCUACCCCCUAAUGGAGACUACGGUGGCAGCAGCGUAGUACUGGUUAACCCGUUCUGCCAGGAGACACUCUUCAUCAACAGAGACAAAGCCUCUGCCAUCUAGAGACAGAGACGGAGGACACCUCCCUGUCCCACUCCCAUCUCCUGCUCCCCCUGUUGUUGUUGUCUAUUUUCUAUAUGUGUUAAAACAAAAAACAAAAAAUCCAGAGACUUUUGACUUUAUACUGUAUAUUAUAAAAAACAAAGAGCAACCUUAUAAAGGAGAGUGAUGUAAGCAGACGCUAUUUACUAUGAGGAUGCACCUGCAUAUUUUUCUGAUGUACAUUUUCUACAAAAAAAAGGUCUUAAAAAAAGUUUUUAUUGUCUUUAUAAAAUACAAAUAUAUGUGGUAUGCAGCAGGUGUCACCACAGUGGUGGGAUGCUGAGUGCCACGGAGCGAGAGACACGUGUUAUGAGAACAUCAAAGCUGUAAUUCUACUUUUUUUCUCUCUUUCAGAUC